CUCAGGAAGAAGGUAGACCUUAUUGGUCUUUCGAGUAUUUUCCCCCAAAAACACAACAGGGUGUUCAAAAUCUUUACGAUCGUAUGGAGCGAAUGUAUCGCUUUGGCCCGGAAUUCAUUGACAUUACGUGGAAUGCUGGUGGAACUUCUUCACGGUUGACAAGCGAAAUCGUAUCUACUGCUCAAUCAGUAUAUGGCUUAGAAACCGUUAUGCACCUUACUUGUACAAACAUGCCCAAAGAAAAGAUUGAUAAAGCCCUUAAAGAUGCUAAAGAAUGUGGUUGUCAAAAUAUUCUUGCUCUUCGUGGUGAUCCACCCCGAGGUCAAAUUCAAUGGGAAGCUUGUGAAAAUGGUUUUUCUUAUGCUAUUGACCUUGUCCGUUAUAUCCGUUCUCAAUAUGGUGACUAUUUUGGAAUAUGUGUGGCUGGUUAUUGUGAAGGUCAUAUAGAUAAUCCUGACAAAGAUGAUGAUCUACGACGUCUCAAAGAAAAAGUUGAUGCUGGUGCCGAUUUUAUUAUAACACAAGUAUUUUAUGACGUGGAUUUAUUUUUAAAUUGGGUUAAAAAAUGCCGUGCAAUAGGUAUUACAUGCCCCAUCAUUCCUGGACUUUUGCCAAUUCAAAAUUAUAAUGGAUUCAACAGAAUUAUAAGUCUAUCGAAGACUAUUGUUCCUCAAUUUGUUAUUGAAGAAUUAGAACCUAUUAAACAUGAUGAUGCUGCUGUAAAAGAGUAUGGAAUAAAGUUAGCCGUUGACAUGAUUAAGAAGAUGUAUGAAAAUGGAAUAAAUGGUUUCCAUUUCUACACUAUGAAUUUGGAAAGGUCUACACGGUUAAUUUUAGAAGCCUUACAGUUUGUAGCACCUGUAGAAAAAGUAAAACCAUUGCCUUGGUGCCCGUCUCUUUCAGCUAAACGUAAAAUGGAAAAUGUACGUCCCAUAUUUUGGAGAAAUCGUAUUAAAAGUUAUGUUACUCGUACGGAAGCAUGGGACGAAUUCCCUAAUGGCAGAUGGGGCGAUUCGAAAUCGCCGGCUUUCGGCGAACUCGAUGGAUAUGGUGUAUCUCUCAAACAAUCGAAACAAAAUGCUGUUGAAUUAUGGGGAUAUCCUAGUUCACUUAAUGAUAUUUACAACAUAUUUGUGCAAUAUUGUCAUGGUGAUCUGGUUUCCUUGCCUUGGUCCGACCAAUCUCUUGCCCGUGAAACUGAUAUAAUUAAGGACCAAUUAGCCUAUAUCAAUUCAUUGGGAUAUUUGUCUAUUAAUUCACAACCUGCUGUAAACGGAGCUCGCAGUGAUCAUCCAGUUUUCGGUUGGGGUCCUAAAAAUGGUUUUGUAUAUCAAAAGACAUGCUCAAAAAUUAGUGUAUUUCAUCGAUCUGCCUCCACUAUCUCUGAGGCGAAUCCCGGUUCAAAAAUACGAAAAAUGCCAUUAUUAUCAUGGAAAUCAUUAUGUACAAUGUUAAUCAGAUACCAAUUUUCAGCAAUUUCAGUAAUUAAUUUGGCAGAAACAGAAUCUG
This is a messenger RNA of Scutellospora calospora, 1509 nucleotides long. The record is from the annotation of a GenBank genome assembly. Lineage: Eukaryota; Fungi; Glomeromycota; Glomeromycetes; Diversisporales; Gigasporaceae.